This is a messenger RNA of Scleropages formosus (Asian bonytongue), 1397 nucleotides long. It is a transcript of the gene gpx7, whose product is annotated as glutathione peroxidase 7. The transcript is spliced from 3 exons. Bases 1 to 558 code for a protein of 185 amino acids. Gene Ontology annotation, biological process: response to oxidative stress. Lineage: Eukaryota; Metazoa; Chordata; Actinopteri; Osteoglossiformes; Osteoglossidae. The record is from RefSeq and is a predicted model, not a curated record. Gene Ontology annotation, molecular function: glutathione peroxidase activity.
AUGUAUUUCGUUGUACUAGUAUUGAUACUCCUUGUGUCAAAUCUUUUUGAGUGUAAGCAAAAAGAUUUUUACACAUUUAAAGUUGUUAAUAGCAGAGGGAAGCUGGUGUCGCUGGAGAAAUACAGGGGGUCGGUGUCACUGGUGGUGAAUGUGGCUAGUGAAUGUGGCUACACAGAGGAGCACUACACUGACCUCCAGCAGCUCCAGCGAGACUUUGGGCCAUACCACUUCAAUGUGCUGGCCUUCCCUUGUAACCAGUUUGGCCAGCAAGAGCCUGGCAGUGACAAAGAGAUUGACAGCUUUGUGCGCCGGGUGUAUGGAGUUACCUUCCCUCUCUUCAGUAAGAUUGCAGUGGUUGGAACUGGGGCCAACAAUGCUUUCAAAUAUCUGGUUGAGUCAUCUGGAAAGCAGCCAGACUGGAAUUUCUGGAAGUACCUAAUUGAUGUGAAUGGAAAAGUAGUGAAUGCUUGGGGGCCCAAUACCUCUGUCAAGGAGAUCAGACCUCAGAUUGCUGAAAUGAUCCGACAGAUCAUUCUAAAGAAGAAAGUGGAGCUGUAGAGGGCUGUUGUGUAAACGCUCACCACAAUGAACUGGGCAAAGCCUCAGAUGGAAGUGUAGGUCACCUAUAUUCAGACUAUAUGGAUAUGACUUAAAAGCAUAUUCAAGAAUGGUCAUGAAUGGUCUAAGUGCAGCCAAAAUGUGUGUAAUUUCACUUAAGCCCUUCUCUUUUUUUUUUGCUUCAGUAUUGGUUGAACCACUACACAAUUUCACCAUAAGAUGUCAGUGUUUUUUAGAAACUUCCAAGAUAGAAAAAUGGUGCUACUUGCUAUGCUAGUGUGCUACCUGGUUAAGAUCCAGUUAGCAUAAAUACUGUUUUAAACUCAAGGCUUUCUGCUCAAUGUCAUUUCAAAAGUUGAGAAAAUGUCAUCCCCCCCCAACCAAAACUAAGAAUGGGUUUGUGUGUUAAUGUUGGCAGUCAGUUGAGUCUCGGGAAAGCAGAACGCAAUAUAAGUGUGGUAACAUUAAGUAUUUGUGGUCGACCAUGUCUGAUGAACCCACAAAGCCUCUUGCCCAUUUCUCAUUUUACCUCAUAAAAAUGACCAUUGGGGUUAUUUUGAGUUAAUGCCAAUUAAUUUUUUUUAAAAAACAGUUUAACCACCUGUUGCAUAGAAGGUUGGGAAAAAUGUUAAUGUCUGAAAAAUGAACCUGUUAUUUUUAGACUAGUAUUUAUUGGUUUUACAAUAUUUGGCAAGAAGUCAGUGUAAGAUGUAAAAUGUGGCUUCAGGUGUCCCCAAACUCUUGCUUGACUCAAAGUAACCACUUGUUCAUUCAGUAUACUGGAAUAUAGUGAUUGUGUCAUGGUUCUCAUAAAGAAAGCUUUGAAUGUUGAAAUUGCC